Messenger RNA from Hyla sarda, 1444 nucleotides. It is a transcript of the gene EMX2, whose product is annotated as empty spiracles homeobox 2. The record is from RefSeq and is a predicted model, not a curated record. Gene Ontology annotation, biological process: central nervous system development; neuron differentiation; regulation of DNA-templated transcription. Bases 157 to 900 code for a protein of 247 amino acids. Gene Ontology annotation, molecular function: DNA binding; DNA-binding transcription factor activity, RNA polymerase II-specific. The transcript is spliced from 3 exons. NCBI's taxonomy places the organism in Eukaryota, Metazoa, Chordata, Amphibia, Anura, Hylidae.
UGUCAGCGCGGCGCUAAUUACCCGCAGCAACUAACAGUCCGAGCGCACAAGUUGUGGAGAGUCCGGCACUUCCAUGGAUCGCCUGGCACUGGGCACCGGAGGACGGUGACCGCGCUGCCCCCGCAAUCACUGCCCGCACUCCCCGCUCCGGGCACCAUGUUCCAGCCCGCUCCGAAGAGGUGCUUCACCAUCGAGUCCCUGGUGGCCAAGGACAGUCCCCACCCGGCCUCCCGCUCCGAGGAGCCCAUCAGACCCGCUGCCCUCAGCUAUGCCAACUCCAGCCCCAUCAACCCCUUCCUCAACGGCUUCCACUCCACGGGCAGGGGCGUCUACUCCAACCCGGACUUGGUGUUCGCAGAGACUGUGUCCCACCCGCCCAACCCGGCGGUGCCCGUGCACCCGGUGCCCCCUCCUCACGCGCUGGCAGCGCACCCCCUGCCCACCUCCCACUCCCCGCACCCGCUUUUCUCUUCUCAACAAAGGGACCCCUCCACCUUCUACCCCUGGCUCAUCCACCGCUACAGAUAUCUGGGGCAUCGCUUCCAAGGUAAUGACACAAGUGCUGAGAGUUUCCUAUUGCACAAUGCUCUGGCGCGGAAACCCAAGCGGAUCCGAACCGCGUUCUCCCCGUCCCAGUUGCUGCGGCUGGAGCACGCCUUCGAGAAGAACCACUAUGUGGUGGGCGCAGAGAGGAAGCAACUGGCGCACAGCCUGAGCCUCACGGAGACCCAGGUAAAAGUUUGGUUCCAGAACCGGAGAACGAAGUUUAAGCGGCAGAAGCUGGAGGAGGAGGGGUCGGACUCUUCCCAGAAGAAGAAGGGCACCCACCACAUCAACCGCUGGAGGAUCGCCACCAAGCAGGCCAGCCCCGAGGAGAUCGACGUCACAUCGGACGAUUAAAAUGACAAAACAAAAAACCGCAGCGACAAAUGAGCACUUUUGUGGAUGGAGACUUUUUUGUAUCCAGGCCUCAGACAGCACGACCCCAACCUCGGGAUUAUCUAUUGUACAGGACUCGGAGGGCCCCCCGGGAGACACACGCAGAUCGGCAUGGAGAUUUUUAUCGGCCGAUAUUGUGGAGUAGAUGUGUGGAUCCGGCGGUGGGUGCUGCCGCCCGGGCCCGGGAGCCGCCGGAGGGACGUGAAAAAACAAACCAAACAAGCCGCAGCGCCUGGCAGCAGCGGUUUCUGGCAGCAGCGGUUUCUGGCAGCAGCGGUUCCUGGCAGCAGCGGUUUCUGGCAGCAGUGGUUUGGCCGCUGUAGUUGCGGAUUGUACAGACGUCUGUGUGUUGUGGUGACUUGUAGGAUUCUCUCGAUACUUCCGAGAAGUAUGAUGAUGAUGAUGAUGAUGAUGACCUUGUCAAUAUUUUGUCAAUAAAGAGUUCUUAUUAUCCAGAUUGGGCCGCGCAGUCAGUGACCGAUGUGUGCGGCCGGGUCAGAGCCGC